GGUGUUACGGUUGAUAUGGAUUCACGAACCAGAAUCACUGUCAGAAAUUUGCGAAUCAGGUUAGGCGCUGUUGUUUUUCGAGUGUUACUAGAAGAUACGGCCAAAUAUUUGUACAAUCUCGAUCCGAACGGGCCAUAUUACGAUCCAAAAUCGCGUUCGAUGAGACAGAAUCCAUUUGCGGGUGUGCCUGGAAAAGAGAAAGAAUCAGUGAAAUUCGCGGGCGAGAACUUUGUACGAUACACCGGUGAGGUGGUGGAAGCGAACGAAGCGCAGGUGUUUGCAUGGCAAGCGCGUUGUAAGGGUAGGUGCUUUGACUGGAUGAUAUCCGAAUGGAAUGUUUUUCAUUCAUCUCGUAUCGAUUUCGAGUAG
This is a messenger RNA of Anisakis simplex (herring worm), 369 nucleotides long. The record is from the annotation of a GenBank genome assembly. NCBI's taxonomy places the organism in Eukaryota, Metazoa, Nematoda, Chromadorea, Rhabditida, Anisakidae.